AUGAAAUCUGUGGGGACUAUCAACUGCUCCAAACCCACUUCAGAUGCUCUUUUAGUUGCCCUGAAGGACAGCAUCUUGGAUAAAACUGAUGUGAGGCCAGUUUAUUACCAGAAAACUCCCACCAACAUCAGUAUGAGCUUCACUCUGUAUGGCAUUUUAGGUGUGGAUGAAAAAGCUCAAAUAUUUGAUUCAUUCAUUUGGGUGUAUUUGUUUUGGAAUAUUGAAGGCUUGAACUGGGAUCCUGUUGAAUGUGGAACAGAUAAAAUCUCACUGCCAAGAAAAAAACUGUGGAUGCCUGAUGUUGUGAUUAAUGAAUUCAUGGAUGAAAGUAAAUCCCCAGACGCACACUACCUCUAUGUUGAUCAUACUGGUUGGGUAAUGGAUGAUCUUCCCAUUCAUGUGAUCAGUUCCUGCAACAUGGACAUCUACACCUUUCCAUUUGAUAUUCAGAACUGCACAUUCACCUUUAGUUCAUACAAGCUCACUGCAGUGCAUCUUCAAUUGUUCUUUGUUGAACCAGUGGAGGAAACACUUCAGAAUUCUUUAUCUGUGAUGAAAACUAUAGGAGAGUGGGAGCUUGUCGACAUGCAUGCUGAGAAACCUCCGAUACUUCCUGAAGAGCUAAAUGUUACUUACGAUGCACUCAUUUACCAUGUAUGA
Onychostoma macrolepis is the source of this 660-nucleotide messenger RNA. Its product is annotated as 5-hydroxytryptamine receptor 3C-like. Gene Ontology annotation, cellular component: neuron projection; membrane; synapse. The coding region runs from base 1 to 660 and encodes 219 amino acids. NCBI's taxonomy places the organism in Eukaryota, Metazoa, Chordata, Actinopteri, Cypriniformes, Cyprinidae. The record is from RefSeq and is a predicted model, not a curated record. Gene Ontology annotation, molecular function: neurotransmitter receptor activity; extracellular ligand-gated monoatomic ion channel activity; transmembrane signaling receptor activity. The transcript has 5 exons. Gene Ontology annotation, biological process: chemical synaptic transmission; nervous system process; monoatomic ion transmembrane transport.